UUGAGUAGCUAAACACUUUGAUUCAACUGUUGCUAUCUUAUCUAUGGCUUCUCUUAAGCUGCUCCUCACUCUUCCUUUUCUCUUGCUCAUGGUUCUUGCAACAACUCAAGCUGCCCAAUGCUACACUUUGAGGGCCAAGAUCUCCUGCCUCGACUGUCGAUCUAACUACGACUUCUCUGGAAACAAGAUCGUGGUGAAGUGCGAGAAAGUGAAAAACCUAGCCGUAGCAAUCACCAGAACCGAUGGAUCAUUCGAAACUACGCUUCCUUCGGACGCCUCCAACUCUCAGUCGCCUCCUUCCAACUGCAUUGCCAAACUUGUUGGGGGACCUCACCAACUGUAUGCUUCAAGGAAAGACAUGGCUUCCAUUGUCAUCAAGGCAACCAACUCCAAAUUCUUCACCAUUGCCACAGCUCUCAAGUUCUCCACUUGCAAACAACACAACAAAUGCCAAGCCAUGAAAGAUCAGUUUAUUGCAGAUUCAAAGACCGUUGAUUUGCCUCUGCCACGUGAGUGGGGGCUGGCACCUUCCAGCUACUAUCUUCCUGAGCUCCCGAUCAUAGGCAUUCCUUGAAUGUUAUAUCAUAGCUGCUAAGUUUGCAAUAAUCUGCUUUGAGAACUUUAAGGUUUGUGUAUUUGUGCUGAAAAUGUGUUGUGUUGUUGUGUUGUAUGUUGUUGGGAGUGGAUUAAUCAUAUGGCUAAGUGUCGUCGGCUAUAUAAUCUAGUUUGAAAUAUGUUUGUAACUAUUGGUAUUAUGAAGUGAAGUUUCUAAGGCUGGUUUCGUAUUGUCUUA
Momordica charantia (bitter melon) is the source of this 793-nucleotide messenger RNA. Its product is annotated as Pollen Ole e 1 allergen and extensin family protein. The record is from RefSeq and is a predicted model, not a curated record. NCBI's taxonomy places the organism in Eukaryota, Viridiplantae, Streptophyta, Magnoliopsida, Cucurbitales, Cucurbitaceae.